This is a messenger RNA of Medicago truncatula (barrel medic), 765 nucleotides long. RefSeq lists its product as uncharacterized. The transcript is spliced from 2 exons. The record is from RefSeq and is a predicted model, not a curated record. Lineage: Eukaryota; Viridiplantae; Streptophyta; Magnoliopsida; Fabales; Fabaceae. The coding region runs from base 128 to 469 and encodes 113 amino acids.
AUUUUUAGAAUCAAUUUGAAGUACAAAAUCAAUUCUACUUUAGAAUAACCAAAUGGAAUCAAACAUACAUCAAAGAAUCGGUGGUUAAAGUGAAGUGCAAUCAAUUUCUUCCAUUUCCAUAUCCAACAUGAGUAAGAAUGAUGAGAUUAACCCUAAAACCAAAACCCCUCUUCAACCUUCUUCAAGUGCAGAUCAUGGUUCAACCAAAUUUUCAGGCCACAAAUCUCAUAUCAACCCAGCAGAAACAGCCAUUCCUGAUUCCGCAACUCUGAGAGAUCAAUGGAAAUACGCUACCAGACAGUAUGGUAAAUGGUAUUCUCACGCUUGGGGUACUGCCAUUCUUGCUGGUGCUGCUUUCUUUGCUCUUGGUUGGUUCAUCAAGGGUGAAAAUCCAAUUCCUUCUUUCAAUUCCAAACCUAAUUCCUCUCAUGAUGCUCAUAACAAGGAUAAACCUACUCAAUCCAAAUAAAGUUUCAACCUUUCUACUGCUUCAUUCCCUUCUGUUGGGUGCCAUUCCCUGGAAUGAAGCCACAUAAGAGCUGGUUUUGGUCUAUGUUGACAGUGCCCUGAUGAAGGCUCACCUUGAUUGUGAAAGUUUAAGUUUUUCUUGCUAUGAGAAAACAGAAUAUGUUAUUAUGUUUUUCUUUUCUUUUUUCACUUCUAAUUACAAAAUGUCACUUCUUUUUAUUUUUAUUUUUUUAAGUCUUGUACAUAAAACUGUAGUUACAAUAAAAGUUUGUUUUUCCAGUGUUAUUUAUGAAAAAA